AUGCACGCCACUGGCCACACGGACCGCUCGGGCGGCGGCGGCGGCGGCGGCUCUUGGCGCCUCCCGCCCGACGAGACGCUGCAAGUCGCCGACCCCAAGUCCGCCAAGGAAGACGAUCUCUAUCAAGGGGAUGGACACAACUGGAGAAGCAUCAUAUUUUCAUUGAUGGUCAUCAGUUUUGUUAUUGCUGGAAUCGUGACUGCAAUUUAUUUAUUAGGUUAUGUGGACGAAUUAUUGUACUGGUCGGGUCGACGUAUGCGCUUGGACGAGUUCCUGCGCGGGGAUCUGACGGGCGACCGGCUGCCGACCACGUGGGUCAGCACCCAUCAACUCGUGUACCAGGCGGACGACGGCGGACUACUCGCACUAGACACAUUCAACAACACACUAUCCGUGCUCGUCACCAAUCACACUCUCAGGCAGCUGAAUGUGCGAGGCUACCAAUGCUCGCCGAACUUGCGCUACGUUCUAUUUCAACACAAUAUCAAGGAGGUUUAUCGGCGGACGUUUACGGCACACUACACAGUUUAUGACGUCACAAAUGACCACCACAUACCGCUGUUUGGCGAUGGCCAAAGCAGUUGGGAGUGGCAGUUCGCGGCGUGGCUUGGCGCCGAUGGGGCCUUACUGCUGGCGGCGGAUAACGAAGUGCUGGCGAGGCCUGGGCCGCCAGCACGCCGCGCGCCGCCAUUACGCCUCACGAACGACGCGUCCCCUGGACGCGUUUACAAUGGGGUCUCCGAUUGGUUAUACCAAGAGGAGGUGACGAAAACCCCAUCAGCAACUUGGGGCUCAUCUGACGGCACACUCGUAAUGUAUGUACAGUACGAUGAUAGUGCGGUCUCUGAGCUACGGUUUCCUCGAAUCUCCGAGGGGAUCGGUGGAGCCGGCGCCGCCAGGUCCGGGUUCCUACUACCCACAAACAAUAAUAGUAUAGCCACAGUCUUCCCAGAUCAUAUAACUAUCAGAUAUCCAACGCCUGGCAGUUCGAUACCUAAGGUAAAAUUAUGGAUAGUUGUAGUGGAAAAUACAACUUCUCCCAUGAGAUGGGAAGUCAGACCUCCGGGUACAUUGGAUGGAAUGGAAUAUUACCUCAUAUCAGCCCAAUGGGUGGGCAAAGAAAACUCACAUAUAGGGGUAGUGUGGAUGAAUCGUGCGCAAAAUCUUACUGUUUAUAGCAGCUGUUAUGCACCUAACUGGACUUGUACUGAGACGCAUUCAGAAAAAGCAACAGACGAGCCGUGGUUGGAAGUGCAUCAACAGCCGGUAUAUUCAGAGGAUGGCAGCGCGUUUCUCCUGCUGGCAGCUGUGCAAGAGGGCGGCGGUCAAUAUUACACGCACAUCAAACACGUAGACGUGCUACGACAACGCAUCGCUGUGCUUUCACAUGGCAAGGUGGAGGUAGCAGAGAUCCUGGCAUGGGACCAGGAGAAUCAUUUAGUUUAUUACUUAGGUUUAGACAAAGAAAAGUUGUACAUACCUAAUCUGCAUCCAGAUAUGGUGAAAGAAGCUAAUCAAAUUAACGCAGAGAGGCCGGGUCAGAGGCACGUGUAUGUGGUCCGGGACCCGAGCUACGGUGGCGGCAGCAACUCUGUGAGGGCGCGAGCGGAGCGCGAGGAACCUCGGUGCCUUACGUGUGAACUGGCCGUUUGGCCAGCUCGACUCCACUACGCUAAUUGUUCUUAUUGGACAGCCACUUUCUCGCCGCCGAAACCGAGGGUUGGCAUAUCGCAUUAUGUGCUGGAAUGCGGUGGCCCUGGUCCUCCUCUUGCAGGAUUACAUGAUGCUAGAACACAUAAGCUAGAGAGAAUAUUGUAUGACACGAGGCCUUAUAGAUCGGUUCGGCUACGCGAGUUAGCGCUGCCCACGCGACGGUCUUUUGACGUCCAGCUAAGCAGCGGCUCCAAAGCACGGGUGCAACUGCUGUUGCCACCAUCAUGGCGUGAGGAGUUGCGCGACGCUGCCUUCCCAGUUCUCGUUCAUGUAGAUGGGCGACCAGGCAGCCAACAAGUGACUGAGAAGUUCCUGGUAGACUGGGGUUCGUACAUGUCGUCGCGUAAUGAUGUAGUGUACGUGAAGCUGGACGUGGCCGGGGCGCGGGGUCUGCCCCGUGCACUGCUCCGCGGCCGCCUCGGUGGCGUCGAGGUGGCAGACCAGUUGGCUGUUAUUAGAUAUUUAUUAGAGACUUUCAAAUUCUUGGACGUUACCCGCGUCGCUGUGUGGGGCUGGGGUUACGGUGGAUACGUAACUGCUAUGCUCCUCGGCUCCCAACAGUCCACACUCAAAUGUGGUAUAGCAGUGUCACCAAUCACCGAUUGGCUUUAUUACAACGCUGCGUUCACGGAACGGAUCCUGGGCCAGCCUUCGGUGAAUUACAAGGGUUACGUAGAAGCGGACGCGUCUCAACGCGCACACCACGUGCCCCCGCACGCGCUGUACUUGGUGCACGGCAUGGCCGACAUGAGCGCGCCCUACCCGCACGCGCUGCAGCUAGCGCGCGCACUUACAGACGCCGGAGUACUAUUCCGCUAUCAAGCUUACGCUGACGAAGGGCAUGACCUGAAAGGCGUUAUCGAGCACGUAUACCGUUCGAUGGAGGAUUACCUCCGCGAGUGCCUCUCCCUCGACCCCGAGGAUACCAAACUACCACCUCCUGAUAGAUAAAAGUGAAACCCGCUACUAAUUAAUCGAGCAAUAAUUUGUACCCGACCAUUUCAAUACUAAUAUGCAAAUGUUAUAAAAUUCCUGUCUGUAAAUAUGUAAAUGAAAUAGUGCUUUAAUGAAAUGUGUUCCCCUCGUUUAGUUCAACAAUGCCUUCUAAUUAUAAAAUCACGGACAUCAUUAUUUUUGGCAACAGAGAGAGAGCGAGGGCUAUGUGAUUAGAUUAUAGAAUCGUAACUUAUGAUAAUAAGAAGUCCGUUCUGUUAUGACAAUUUUGCAUUAUUAAUGAAAUUAAUAGUUAGCAAUAGUGUUAUUUAUUACUAGAUUCAUUUCGUAAUAGAUAGAGAGACAAAAAGAACGGGCUACGAUGAUUAGAUUAAUUCUUCAAAUUGAAUAUUUCUCAUUCGACCCAUGUAACUUCGCUUCGGCACCCUUCGGCUAUACUAUCAUACCGUGUCUUCUAAAUCUAAGUAAAGCCUAGAUAGCUAAUAAAUUAUGAACAUCAAUUAAUUUUGUAAUAAAAACAUAAAUACAUCGUAUUGUACAUUAUGAUCAUACUGUUCAAUAUUCAUGAACUUCGAGCUUGUCCCCUUAGGCUUUUACUGUUUUUUACCGUCGCCUUCACUAUACCAAGUCUUUUUAUCGUCCUAAUUCUACAAAGGUACGUAGUUUACUGUUAGUUAAUUCUUAUCGUUAAUUAAUUCUCUAGUAAAACAACGCAUGUUAAUGAAAUGAAUCAAUUAAAAUAAGAAUUAAAAAAAAAAUCAUUAUUUAUCAUACACGUUCUUUGUACCAGACAAAUUUCCAUCGUUAACGUUGUUAAAUACAUACUACCUACAUAACGAUGAGCUUACCAUUUAGAGAAAUUUAAUAGGUCUUUUGAAAGUAGUCUUUUUUCUGUUACAGCCAUUUAAAAAUGUUGAGAUUUGUUAAAGUAUAAUGCUGUUAAAAAUACCUCAUAGGACAAUGUAAAUAAAAUAUGUUAUUAUUCAUAAACUACCUUCAUACAUGAAAUUAAAUGCAUUUUAUAGUGACUUAUAAUGUUUAGAAAUGAAGUGACCUUGAUCAUCCCUUAACCUUAGCUGCUUUUGCUCCAUUACAUUACCAUUUUCUAAUCUUCUUAAUUGUUACUAAUGUUAAACGUUAACGUAAUUUACUAUUCAUCUAUAAAGCCUAACACGAGACUCUUGAAAAUAACAAAAAGGUCUGAAAAAUAAUAAAUAUUAUAAUAAUUACUUUGAAAUGAUCAAGUAACGGUUACUAUCAUUAAUAAAAAAAUAAAUA
This is a messenger RNA of Achroia grisella, 3945 nucleotides long. Its product is annotated as inactive dipeptidyl peptidase 10. The coding region runs from base 1 to 2664 and encodes 887 amino acids. Lineage: Eukaryota; Metazoa; Arthropoda; Insecta; Lepidoptera; Pyralidae. Gene Ontology annotation, molecular function: dipeptidyl-peptidase activity; serine-type peptidase activity. Gene Ontology annotation, biological process: proteolysis. The transcript has 17 exons. The record is from RefSeq and is a predicted model, not a curated record.